Messenger RNA from Sesamum indicum (sesame), 2773 nucleotides. Its product is annotated as CCCH-type zinc finger family protein. The record is from RefSeq and is a predicted model, not a curated record. Gene Ontology annotation, molecular function: mRNA binding; metal ion binding. Lineage: Eukaryota; Viridiplantae; Streptophyta; Magnoliopsida; Lamiales; Pedaliaceae.
AAAGAGAGCAGAUCUGAUGUUAUAUAGUACACACACUCAUAUAGCUCAUGUCGUUUCUCUCUCUCUCUCUCUCUCUAUCUCACUCCUUCAGAUUAUCUUUCUUUCUCUCUCAUCAGCUCUCUCUCUCUCUCUCGCGGCCGGUCGUCAGCGCAAUUGUGAUUGGGAGUUGUAUUUGAUGCGGCAAAAGGGGGAGAAGCAGUAUUAAGGAGCAGGCCUACCACAGAGUAGCCGCCUCAAGAAUUAAAACCCUAGAUCCCAAUAUAUAUUUAUAUAUAUAAAUAAAUAAUAAUUUUUCUGUUCAUUUUCGGAGCUGCUUGAGGAUCGCAAAAUGGUGGGCUCUGCACCUCAAUCUCAGUCUCAAUCUCAAUCUCAAUCUCAGUCUCAACCUCCGUCUGCCGAAGAGGAAGCGCUUAAGAGGAACACCGAUUGCGUUUACUUUCUUGCUUCUCCUUUAACUUGCAAAAAGGGUAGUGAGUGUGAGUAUCGUCAUAGUGACAUUGCACGGGUAAAUCCAAGGGACUGUUGGUUCUGGUUACAUGGUAACUGCUUAAAUCCCAAGUGCGGCUUUCGCCAUCCGCCACUUGAUGGAUUGCUGGGAGCGCAAAUACCCACACCUACUGGAGCCUCUGCACCUGUGUCACAAGCUGUGACAGCACCUACCCCUACCCCACAUGUUCCAAAUGCCUCCACUAAACAAGGCGGGGUUCCUUGCAUAUUUUUCCAAAAGGGGCAUUGUUUAAAAGGUGAUUGGUGUCCCUUUCUUCAUAUCCCAAAUUCAUUGAGUAACAAAGCUCAGGUGCCAGGAACAGCAUCGGCUGCUGAACCUGCAACUAUCAAGAAGUCUUUUACUGGACUUGAGAAGUCUAUGCAAGAGAAGAAGGUCCAACCUAUGAAUAUUGCAAAAUCUGUCAAGGAUGUCCAACAAUCUAAACCAAUCACUGAAAUGGAACAUGCUCCCCCUAGAAAUGAAUUUCCUAUAAACAGGAGGGUGCCACAUGUAUCAGGGAUCAAUGAGUUUUCUGCAUACAGGAGUGCUCCUGUUUCUAAUGGAAACCCAGUCAAUUGGUCCAAUCGUGUUCAGCAACCUCACUUGUUGGAGGAACCUGAAAGCAUGAACAGUAAGGAUGCAGAAGAAGUUUCAAGGGAGCCCUCUCCUGGGUUUGAUGUUCUUGUUGAUGAUGAGGGAAGAGAUUCUGAUUACUAUCCUGGUGAAGAUAGAUAUGGAAUGUCAAGGGAACAUGAAGCCAGGAAUGAAUACGAUAUUGGUCACACGAUUGCUGCUGGCGAUGAUGAAAGAUAUCAGGAUCCUCUUAGCUAUGACUCACAUGAGCACCAUAAGGGUCAGUAUGCUUGGGAGCAGCACAGAGCUUCUUCUGAAAGGAUGUCAGGAGGAGCAUAUCUUGAAAGAAGGCAAUACGCUAGGCCUGAUAGCCUUGGUCAAGUAGAUGAAUUAGAUCUAAGGCACCGUUUAGCAAAGCAUAAGAAGCCUAAUGGUUUGAGGUCUGUCAUUAGUCAUGAACAUGCUCGUGACUUGCAGGUUGGCGACCGUAGCUACCAGGGUUUGCGUAGGGACGACCAACAACCCAUGCGCGAGAAUUCUCUUAGCAGUCGACUUCGAGGAAGAAUAAGACUUCCUGGAAGAUCAUCGUCUCCAACCAACAGGGAAAUGAUUAGGGGAAGUGAUCGUGGCAGGUUGUCUCCAAUAAGGGCAGGUAUCUCCUCUCACCAGGGAAGGAUCCGAGACAAGAUAAAAGGAAGGGUGGAAGAAGGUUUUAAUAAUGGUGGCAGGAAUCACAGAGGUCUGCCCUCGAGAAGAGACAGUGUGGGUCAAGAUAGUGCUGAUUUUGCUGGUCCAAAAAGUCUUGCCGAGUUGAAGAACAGGAAAAAUGCUGAACCUAGUAGACAGCAUGUGACUGAUCAGCAAUCGCUUGGUAAGAGAAAACAUUUGAUGGUUGAUGGCCAUCAACAAAGUGGAAGUGAUGUUUCAUUUGAAGGGCCUAAGUCACUGGAAGAGAUCCUAAAGCGGAAGCGAGGUGAAACAAUAAGUGGUAGGAAUUCAUCUAAUAAUGAAGGUAUUAUAGAAAAUAAGAAUCAGGAUGAAGAAAAGGAUGGAACCAACAAUGAGACAACCACUCCCGAUGGGAACAAUAAGGAGGGCUACAAGUCUGCAACAGUUCAGAAGACUGAAGCUGAAGAGAGCAGGCCAACUGCCUCUGGAUCUGUCCUGCAACCUGACGCUGGCAAGCUAGAAGCUGAAGAGGGUAUGGUUGUUGAGGAUGGGGUGGACCAAGAGUCUGAAGCGUAUGAGCAAAGAGAUGGGGAAUCUGAUUAUGAGCAAGCUGGUGGGGAAGAUUUUGAGUUGUAUGAUGGUGAGAACGGAGAUGCUGUAGGGGAAUAUGACGAAGAUGAUGAUGACGACUUUGCGAAGAAAAUGGGUGUCAUGUACUCCUAAAUGUUGAAGGUCCGUUCUAUGGUUCUUGCUGCUAAUUGCGUUUGUGUGCCAGUGUUGUCUGCUUUGAAUUGGCAAUUUCGAUAUAGCUACUAAUUUUGAUCUCAGAAGUAGAGAUGAUCAGUAGUUCCCCAUGUACCAUUAGAAACUCUUCUUUUAUGGAGCCAUUUUAAACUCUUGAUUGGAUGGAUAAUUUUUCCUCUCUGUAGUUCUCUAUACUUGCCACUUUUAUUUGCCCGAGAAGAGGAUCAUGAUUGUAACAUCAGAAGAUGAAUAACAACUGUGGGCAUUAUUGCUGUUUUCCUGGUACUUGUCUUUCCUGAA